AUGAGAUUGCAAAGGCAUGAAAUAGGGCCCCAGAUGCAAGAGUUGAAAGUUUUCUCAGAUUGGGUUUUGGCAAUUGGUGAUGGUAUCAUUAAUAACUCAGUUGAUGGCAAUGAAAAAGUCCAAAUACCAGAUGAUCUUCUGAUAAAAGACUCUGUUGAUCCAAUAUCUGCAAUUGUGGAAAGUACAUAUCCUAAUUUUAUCAAUUGUUGCAAAGAUAUAGGAUACCUCCAACAAAGAGCCAUUCUUGCUCCAACUCUUGAUAUGGUAGAAUCAAUCAACGAAUAUAUGAUUUCACUCAAUCAUAGUCUUGAGAAAUCAUAUUUGAGUUCCGAUACAAUUUGCUGCUCUGAUCAGACUUAUUCAGCAUUGGAACAUGUAUACACACCAGAAUUUUUGAAUACUAUUAAAUGUUCUGGAGUUCCAAAUCAUGCUCUUACUCUAAAGGUAGGUGUUCCGGUGAUGUUAUUAAGAAAUAUUGACCAAUCAGCAGGAUUGUGUAAUGGAACAAGGUUGAUCAUAACUAAACUUGGAAAUCAAGUUAUUGAACCCAAGGUUUUAUCAGGACAUAUGGCUGGACAGAAAGUGUUUAUCCCAAGAAUGACAUUGACUCCGUCUGAUGCUAGAAUUCCGUUUAAGUUCCAACGAAGACAAUUUCCAAUCGCUGUAUCUUUUGCGAUGACAAUCAAUAAAAGUCAAGGACAGUCAUUGUCUCAUGUGGGAUUAUUUUUGAAGAAACCUGUGUUUACCCACGGACAGCUAUAUGUUGCUCUUUCCAGGGUGACAACUAGAAAGGGAUUAAAAAUUUUGGUUUAUGAUGAUGAUGGACAAAUAACUACUGCAACUACAAAUGAUUCAAAUACAAAGAGUGUAGCAUCUGAACUACCUACAUCAACUCCUGAUGAGUCAAAUAUUCUUCCUAUUGAAACUACAGAUGUUUUAGCAACACCAGCAACAGAAGAACAAGUUGAGAUUGCAUCCAUAGCUAGAGUGUUGUUUGGUAGAUCGUAG
Nicotiana attenuata is the source of this 1008-nucleotide messenger RNA. RefSeq names its product ATP-dependent DNA helicase pif1-like. The transcript has 2 exons. The record is from RefSeq and is a predicted model, not a curated record. Lineage: Eukaryota; Viridiplantae; Streptophyta; Magnoliopsida; Solanales; Solanaceae. The coding region runs from base 1 to 1008 and encodes 335 amino acids.